UUUCUACAUUUGUUGUUGGUGGUGGUGGCAAUGUUGUUAUGACAUCAUUGUUACAUUAUAAUACCGUAGUUGUUAUUGUCAUUGUUGCUAUUGUUACUACUAUUAUUAGUAGCGUUGUUUCUACUGUUGUUUUUGCUAUUAUCUAAUUGUUGUUGUUAACACUGAUUUCACCGUCAUUUUAAUUAUUGGUGUCGUUGUUGUUGUUUUCGUCAUUGUUGUUGUUGUAACUGCUCUUGUUAUUGUUACUGUUGAUGCUGCUGUGAUUAUUGUUGUCAUCAUUUUUGCAAUAAUAGCUGUUAUUGUUGCUGCUGUCGGUGUCUGUAGUUAUUGUUAUUAUUGUUUUUUUGUUGUUAUUUUUUUAUGUUGUUUGUUGUUGUUGUUGUUGUUCUUGGCCACCACCACCAGUGUCAUCAUCAGCCGCCGUCGUCGCCAGCAUCGCGUCACCUCCGCGGGAGGCCGUCGGCGAGGCGGUACGAAGUAUACGAUUGAAGUGAAAAUCAGACGGUCGUGUUCCGUCAGGCUGAGACUAAAAAUAGACCCCAAAAGGAUGUGCACUAAAUCACAAUGCCUUGGGUGCGGUCCUCGCCGGGCCGCCGUGACGCGCGCUGUAGGGGACGAGCGGCCGUGAUCAUGUUUCCCGGUCGGGCACCAGCUGCUACGCACCGGCUUCGUCGAUCUCUGGCCGACCUCCUCCACCCAACGUACUGAGCCACCUGAGCGAAAAAUAGCCACUUCUUUGCAGUAUCGCUACGAUGCUAUUUUCGACGUCGCAAUUCUUGGCCCGUUUUCCUUCUCCGCACCAUUCAGGCGUUGGCUCCGGCCCGGCUGCGAGCUCCUUAUGAACCACCCACAGCAGCACAAGCAGCUCCCUAGGCCCGUCAGGCCCUCUGGGGGGCAGAACUAAUUAUCCCGUAUUGAUAAGACGCGCUCGGCCAGUGAAAUGGGCCAAAAAUAGUUCGAACCGGACCCAGAAUUGAAUGGUUACAACACAUUAUCUGGCGACAGCGGCUUUAGCCACCGACUCACGUGAUAAACACACACACACACACACACACACACACACUGACGGUAAACCACCACAGAAGUGUACGGAACUCCGCCACAUAUAGGCCCUGGCACGGCCUUCCACCAGCAGGAGUGGACCGAGUAUCGUCAAGACACAGUGAUAAGAGGGAUGUGGACACACGAGUAAGCAAAUGUGUUGUGCCAGCGGUGCGUGGGGCGCGAGACACGUGGUCGAGGCGCAGCCAGGCGCCUCCCACUACUGAGAUUAACAUCACCCUUCGCCUCAAGAGGUCACAAAAAUCAUCGAAAACGUUUCCCCAAUCACCAUCGCUGCAAAGGGACACCAGUGGUGGCGAGCUUCUUCCUUUUGCGGCGGAGACGGUGACCCAGACGGGCGUCCAGUAGUGAUCCGGCGGCGCCAUGGAGGUGCUGACAAGGCCGCCGCCACACCAGGAUGCUCCCAUGGACCUCAGCACAACGGCCCACAGCAUUAUGGGUCGUGCCCCUUGGACUCACCACGCCCAAGUGGAGUGUGUGAUGAAGCCCAGAGACGCGGCGACGCAAGACACACCCAGCAGGUAUAUCCCAAUUCCGAAAAAACGGCACUGCCACGCCCCCCAUCCAAAGAAAUCUCCGAGGCGCCAAUGCCAAUCUCCCUCGCCAGCUAGGUCCUCGUCGCCGAUCACGACCGGACUCAGGGCUCGGCACUCCUUGUCGCCGGAAAUGUCGCGGAAGAGAGCUCGGAUGGAGUCCCCCAAACCCUCUGAUUUGUGCUGUAACACGCCUAAUCAACGAGCUCUCUCAAAUGACAGACACGAUGCGGUCCCCACCUCCCCCACUACCGUCGUGAGCGCAAGCGACAGUAGCGGCGGCGGCGGCGGCGUGGAGUGGCUAGCAAUGGGGGCGGGGCUGGCAGAAGCUAAUGGUGAAGUAGUAGUGGCCGGCGAGGGCGUUGGUCAGUCAGUCAUGAAGCCGCGGCAACGAAGCCACCCGUCAUCCGCGGGAAGCUCCUCUACCAGAAGUCCUCCAGGCCACAGGGAGGAAAGUAACGAAGGGAUGCCCCCAGCACACCUACUUACUGCUCUGCUGCACAUGCAGAGUGCCACGCUAUCUCAAGGGAUGCCACCCAACGCACUCAAGGACACAGAAGCUCUCUUGUCAGCGGUGCACCAGUCACAGAUGCUCUACUAUAGUUACUGCUCACAACUCAUCCAUACGCUCAGGGCAAAGCAAAUAGAGCAGCAGCAACAGCACCACAGUCAUCAACAACACCUCCAUCAGCAGCAACAGCUUCAGCAGCAACACCAUCACCACCACCGGUUGUACCUACAAAAGCAGCCUCAGAACCACUACCAGCGGACCCAAGAACAUCUUCGCCUGACCAGCGAGUCGGAAGCCGAGAGAGGUACACCUCUGGAAGAAGCGAGAUCCUAUGAAAGCGAAGACACCGAGGAGGACCUUCACGCUGCAGAGGACGACGCACUCUCCAUCCUUCGCACUAGACUCAACAGCCAGGAACCCCAACCUCCGUGUCUGGAUCAGCGGUCUCCUUCGGUCGAAUCACCAAACGGAGCCCUGCCCUCCAGCACCACAGGCAGCGAGGAUGUGGAGUUGUCACACAUGGAGGUAUCGGGUGGUGCACGCAAGAGAGCCCCGCGAGCCCUCACCGGAAAGCAUGUUCGGCCGGGCACGGGAGCAUCUGCCAGCACCCUCUUUACGCUGCGCCAGAAGUUACAGGAGCGUCAGAAAUAUCGGGAGGUUUACGGCGUCGACCCUCCGCAGCCCAUCAAGGCUACUAAAGGUCGUGCCAAGAAGCGAUGAAAUCAUCUAACUGCCCUACUGAUAGGCGCUGGAGACUGUUUACUAUGAAAGUAGGUGUUGCUUAGACGUAACAUUACUGCAUAAAAAAUAACACUUGCGUGGAGGUGGAGUCUCAUGCUCUCUGUCUGCGGACUCAUGGCAGAUCCACUCUGUGACCAGUGUUAAUUUCCCCUCCAAAGACUGCUGCCCUUUCCGCCCUUGUCUUGAUACCAGCGGGAGCACCACGAUGGUUGCUGUGGAAGACUGGUGGAUCUGAUGGCUUGAAGGAUUGGUGCAGUAACUCAUCAUUCCGCCAAACCAUAAAUAUACGCAGUGAAGUUGCUUCCCUCGCACGCCCUGCCUUGGCAGCAAGCACUCACGGACGAGCGGCGCGCCGGCAGCAAUAUGCGCGUAGUCUGAAAAAGGGCAUUACGUAAAUUUUACCUCCUCGACAAGCACGCUCAGAAAAGGAGAAUAUUUAUGACUAGCGAUAUAUUAUAAUUUCACGGAAAUAUUUAUGACACAUGACAUCAUGAACCACCCCAUCAUGAAGCGAUGCUUGUUCCGCGGCUUUAUUGGAGAAGCAAAGGAAACUAUGAAAGUGUUGUUUUUCGCCACCUGAGGCGGUAGCCCCAAACGUGGUGGUAACCCACUUUGCCAGGAGCAAAGUGUCUCAUAAGAAGGUUGUUUGGUUAAUAAAAGAGCCCAUCUAUUUUUACUUCUUUAUUAGAGUAUCAGUGUUUAUCGUGUCUAAGACACCCCCAUGCCAAUUGCUGUGCAUCACUAUCAAAGACAGUAUCAGUGCAAACCUAUAUUGAAACAUUUCCUCACUUCUCCUUGGAGACUGAACUUACCAGGGUUUUUUUAUAUACUUCAACAUUCCAUCACAACCAACCAUUCCUACAGCAGCGUCCGGCCCGCCAGGACCCUCCUCCUUCCUGUGUUAUUUUCCUACUUCAAUGCUGGGAGAUUUGCUUGUUCGUCUUAUGGACUUGCUGUCCAAGCGCCGAUGUCAUCGAAAUUCUCUUUUGAACGUAUGGGUAUUUUUUAUAUAACCUUUACGAUUUAAAUAAUGUAUCAGGGCCGUAAUUUCUGGAGGGGGAGGGGGCUAGGGGGGCUUUAGUCCCCCAAUGUUUUUUUUUUAUAUCGGCCUCAAAAAUGCCCCAUAAAUUGCUUAUUUUUCAAAUAAUUUCCCCCACCUGCGCAUUGAUCGCUCCGUUCGCCGCCCUCCACCCCCAACUCAUGAACCGAUGCCCACUAGCUCCCCCAAAAAUCUGUCAAAAUUACGGGCCUGUGCAUAUAAUACCACAUCAUAAUGAGCCCCCUUCAUUGUAAACAAAAUUGUUCUUUAGUACUCUACUCGCUCCUCAACGUGGUGAAUUAGAGCAGUGCUGCUCCUUAGAGAAUAUAAUCUAUGGUCAGUCCUGCGGAGAGGUCUCUGUGAUCGCCGGCAUUGGAAAGUCGUUUUCUUCAUCUACAUACAUUUAGCGAGGCAAUUUGCAGCCUUAAUAAGAUGACAGUACAAACCAUAAUAAUAUGUUCAAUAAUCCACUUUAUUACUUUAAAACGUUAUAUAUAUA
Molecule: messenger RNA, 4385 nt
Organism: Eriocheir sinensis (Chinese mitten crab)
Lineage: Eukaryota; Metazoa; Arthropoda; Malacostraca; Decapoda; Varunidae
Exons: 3
Coding region: 1426-2826 (466 amino acids)
Source: RefSeq, a predicted model, not a curated record